CACAACCUAGAAUAGCGUGACGAAGAGUGCGAGGCCCAGGAUAGCGCCUUUAGACCCAAAAAAAUGACACUCGCGACUCGCGAGCGUCUUCUUGUACUCUGCUUCGAUUUUGGCGUCUCCUUCUUCUCCUCUCCUCUCCCUGUUGAACGAUUCGUGGCUCCGAUUCUGCCGUAGGGCAAACCCAAUCCUAUUUAACUCAGAUAAUUAAAAUGAAGAAACCACGAAGCACAAUCUCCACAUCAAGCAAAAUAAAGUUCGAAGAACCGGAAUCUUCGUCUUCAUCCGAAGAUGAGGAGGAGAUAGAGCAGGAGCUUGCAGAUGUGACAUUUGGAGAACUGCAAAAGGCACGCGCAAACGGGUCCCAUUUAGUGCACCUAAAGCCCAAAGAAGAGAAGAAGGGUGGUAGGGUGAACAAGAACCGGCCAAUGGAGGUUAGUUGCAAGAAGCCCGUUACAAGAUUUCGAGAGAUCAUUCAAGGUUCAAAAAAGGUGGUACGUGACCCACGUUUUGAAUCUUUAUGUGGAACACUGGAUGUUGACGGGUUUAGGAAGAGAUAUGACUUUCUAUUUGCAAACGAGCUUCCUGCCGAGAGAGAGGAACUGCAGAAGCAAGUGAAGAAAUCCAAGGACCCAGAAGUCAUUGAAGAACUAAAGAAACGCAUAUCUUGGAUCGAUAAACAGCUCAAAUCUGAGUCAGCCAAGCGCACUGAAGCUGCAAUACUGGCCGAGCACAAGCAAAAAGAGAGAGAAGCAGCAAAGCAAGGGAAACAACCCUUUUUUCUUAAGAAAUCUGAGAUCCGAAAGAAACGACUUAUGGAAAAGUAUAAACAACUCAAGGGAUCUGGCAAGCUUGAAGCCUUCAUCGAGAAAAGGCGCAGGAAGAAUGCUGCAAAGGACCACAGAUUCAUGCCAUACCGUAGGCCUGACAACACUGAGCAACAAAUUUAAUGACUUCACUUGGUUCUGGAGAAGCAGAGUAAAUUUUCUUAUUAGCUGAGUGGCAUUGGGAGACUACUGGGUAGUGACAUGGUGAGUUUGCUUGGAAAGAUGCAAAUUUCAGUAAAUUUUGAAGAAAAGCAC
Prunus persica (peach) is the source of this 1079-nucleotide messenger RNA. Its product is annotated as ribosomal RNA processing protein 36 homolog. The coding region runs from base 210 to 947 and encodes 245 amino acids. Gene Ontology annotation, cellular component: 90S preribosome; nucleolus. The transcript has 10 exons. Gene Ontology annotation, biological process: maturation of SSU-rRNA from tricistronic rRNA transcript (SSU-rRNA, 5.8S rRNA, LSU-rRNA). The record is from RefSeq and is a predicted model, not a curated record. NCBI's taxonomy places the organism in Eukaryota, Viridiplantae, Streptophyta, Magnoliopsida, Rosales, Rosaceae.